This is a messenger RNA of Suillus paluster, 2546 nucleotides long. Its product is annotated as Man1-Src1p-C-terminal domain-containing protein. Gene Ontology annotation, molecular function: chromatin binding. The coding region runs from base 15 to 2366 and encodes 783 amino acids. The transcript has 8 exons. NCBI's taxonomy places the organism in Eukaryota, Fungi, Basidiomycota, Agaricomycetes, Boletales, Suillaceae. Gene Ontology annotation, cellular component: nuclear inner membrane. The record is from RefSeq and is a predicted model, not a curated record.
CAAUACGCUCCACGAUGUCGAGGGCCUUAACCGCAGCCCAGGUCAUUGGCCUGGGCGAUUAUCUAAACCCUGACUUUGAUCCUGCUAUACUGACAGUAUCUCAGCUCCUUGGUGUUCUUGGAUAUCAUAAUAUUAGAUUUCCGACUCCUUACACGAAGCCAAAAUUGGUACAACUUUUCCUUGACGAAAUAAGGCCGAAGGCCGCCAAAUUCAAGAAAGACAGAUUGAAGAAGGAAAACAGUACUGCCAGCGAUGAUGGAAUAACUGAUGGCAUGACAGGGAAACCCCUCAGUGGUGCCGUCAAGCCAAGACGAUCUUCUAGGAGAUUUUCUCGUGUACCCUCGGAUGACGAUGAACCGCCGCCUCGACCAGAUCCGCCGAAACGCCGUCGUUCGUCAGCACAACCCAGCCUCGGUGGCGCACAUAAAACUACCGCUCGUGCCGCAGUACAGCCCGCAGUUCUUGAGGAAAGUGAACCUGAAGAAGAUCCGCCUGUGCGUAAGGUCGGCAGGAACAAGAAGAGUUCUCAAGCCGCUGGCUCGCAAGCGCGCAGAAUCUCGCUUGCAGAUGACAGCGGGUGGGAGGAUAAUAACAUUUUUCAGUCUGGUGCUGAAUCAUCUUCUCCUGUGCGGCCGUCUUCUGCGCGUUCGCAAAGUGCUCGGAAAAGUCCUUCUACCAGGAAGUCACGCCACUCGCUCUCAGCACCCCCUCAGCCAUCUCCGUUUUUGUCUCCUCCGAAAGCGCCUUUCUUCCCAGUAGAUUUACAGCGCUCUCCUCCGCAGUCAAAGUUUGAACCAGAAUUGCCCCCUACCAUAUCACGACCGCCCCGAAUCUCAACACCAUCUGAGAGAGUUCAUUUCAGUCCCGUCGAACAUCGGUCUAGUCCCUCGCCACAAUUGACACGCAAGGUAGAUGCUCAUGGGCCAGAUCUCGAUGAUACCGCGGGUGUUUUUGAUGACCAGACGCCUGAUGAAAGCCAGAGCGAUGGCUUCGGGGAUCCUGAUUCGCUAGAAGUUGCCGCCCCCAACCUUAUAGGUGACCAAUUGAUUCGCCGGCGCCCAGCCCCUCCACUGCAACGUUCUAGGUCUCGCUUUGUGACGCUCAUUUACCUAAUCGUGACGCUCGUCGCAUCUUACUUUGUGAAGCAGUACAAAGAUGAAUCGUCUGCCAUUGGUUACUGUGAUAUUGGCAGCAACACCAAUCAGGCUCUGCGGGACCUCGAAGUGCAACGGGAGGCAGUCCAACCUUGUAACAAAGACAAUAGGACAGUUCUAUAUCUCCCGUCGGUUCUAUCGGACACUGGACUGUUCGAGGACGGAAUAUCAUUUCCGCCGUGCGUUCUAGCCCUACAGCCUUCAACAUGUGCUCCUUGUCCAGAAUUUGCUUCUUGCACACAACACUCAGUGGUUUGCAACCCUGGUUAUGUGCUCCGUCCACACCCUGUUCUUGGUCUCUUAUCACCUUUCGGCUCCGUAACCCCUCUCGCGGAAAGCAUAUGGAGCUUAAUUGGUGACGUUACCAAUGGCUUGCCGGGUUUGGGACCUGUCGCGUUUCCCCCGCGUUGCAUCGAAGAUCCGAAACGAAAAAGGAAUAUAGGCGCCCUGGGCAAAGCGAUAGAAGCAUUUCUUGGUCAGGAACGAGGGAGACGCGUGUGCAGCGGGGAAAAACAAGUACGACAGAUUGUCAACGAUAAUGAAGGGGGUGAGGCAAAUAAAUGGGGUCUGGAAGUCGAGACGCUGAGGAACACCAUGAAGCGCAAAACAGCUCCGCAUCUUCUCGCCACUUUUGAUGACAUGUUCAAUGAAGCCAUACAACAGCUAGUCCAAUGGGGUGGUGUAAUUUUCGGGGAGGACGCCGCAGGCAAUCGUUAUUUGGCUCACAAGACGCCACAAUUGACUUGGAACUGCCAACUUACUGUCAAGUCUCGGGAGUUUUGGGAACAAUGGCGAGCGUCUGUGUAUGCCUUCAUUGCAUGUAUGGGCGCGUUCUUUGUCAUGAGGCGGUCCCGUACACAUCGCCAAAUCGAGGGGAGACGUGUGGCAGAAUUAGUGCAAAUCGCGCUUGAUACUUUGCGUAAUCAAGAACUUGCGCACCACACGGACCCAGUGACGGCACCGCACCCAUAUUUGUCUUCUCUACAGCUUCGUGAUCUCAUCUUACAGGAUGAACAUUCAACAUCAGUUCGAAGAAGAGUAUGGGAUCAGGUGGAGCGUGUGGUUGAAGGGAAUGCCAAUGUGAGAGCAAACCUUGAAGAAGUACAAGGUGGGGACGAACUACGCGUCUGGCGAUGGGUAGGAACUACAGGUGGACUGGACUUUCGGAAGAAGGUUCAAUUUGAGACGCAAAAGGAUGAAGUGAAAAACUAAUGCCCUGUGAACCACGCUGGUUCUAGUCACGAUGGUUGAUCGAUUUAUUGUUGUCUAAUACGCUUCUUAUGUCCUGUAUAUCGGGAUCGUUGUUCUGUGCUUUUGGUGUGAUAACUACAUAGCGUCGUUAUCCCGUUCUCUUAUUCACAACCAAUACUAGUGUGCCAAACUCUCGUCCAA